UGAGAUAUGAGCACAACUAAAAAACGUAGCAGAGAUCAGCAAAAUGUUACGAAUGAUUUCAAAUCAAAAUUAGAGAUAAAUACGCCAGCCGAGGAGAUCAGCGAGGAUGACCAGUCGCUCGUAGAAUCUGAUGGUGAUGAACCUGCAGAAUUCCCAGAGAUAAACGCAGAUAGCGAGGCUAGCGACGACGAUGACGCUGAUUCAUUAGACGAUUACGACAGUGACGAUGAUACUUCACUCGCUUCAUUCUCUUCCGUCCCAUCGACUUCCUCAAACGUUUCUGAUUUCAUUGAAAAAGCUACAAAAAAACCUGACGAAACGGAUUACUACGCUCAACCAGCAAAACAAAAGCUUGGCUUUGAAGCAACGGCGAGAACCAUCAAGUCAGAUGCGACAGGCGAAGACAGAACAGUCUAUAGGGAAAUCGAUCCUGGUUACGGCAGUGACAGCUCGACUGAAGACAAUCAGAAUGCUACCGGUGAAGUUCCUGCAGAAUGGUAUGAAGAUAUGCCUCAUAUUGGUUACGAUAUCAAUGGUAAAAAGAUUCUCAAACCUGCUACCAAAGAUGAGCUCGAGAGAUUCUUGGAGCAUACUGAAGGUGAAGCUGACACUGUCCCUUCAAAGAAUAUGCAACAGGAUGUCAAACUUACACAAGAUGAAUUGCGUCUGAUUAGAAGACUCGAACAGGGUCAACUUCCGGAUGACGCUUUCGAUCCAUAUGCCGACCAAGUCGAGUUCUUCACUGGAAAGGGUAAAGAAAUGAUCAUGCCAAUCUCUGGUGCUCCUGAACCAAAGCGUCGUUUCUUACCAUCUAAAUGGGAACACGAGAAGAUCAUGAAAAUCGCUAGAGCUAUCAGAGCUGGUAGAAUCGUACCAAACAAGCCAAAACCACAACCAAAGCCUUCAUUCUAUGCUAUCUGGUCAAACACCGAUGAACACACUCCGCACGUUAUGGAAGCUCCUGCACCUCAAGAAGCACCUCCAAAGACUAUUGAGUCAUUCAACCCACCACCAGAGUAUCUAUUCAACGACCAAGAGCGUAAAGAAUGGGAAGAGACCGAAGAGCAAGACAGAAAACUCAAGUUCAUGCCUCAAAAAUACUCAAAUUUACGUCUGGUACCUGCUUAUGCCAACCUUUUGAAAGAGAGAUUCGAAAGAUGUUUAGAUCUUUACUUAGCUCCACGUGUUCGUAGAACUAAGCUCAACAUCGAUCCUGAAUCAUUGGUACCUAAGUUACCAUCGCCAAGGGAACUCAAGCCAUUCCCAAUUUACAAUGCUAUCAGUUAUACGCACAACUCACGUGUAAGGUCAAUAUCUGUAGAUCCUACUGGUACUUGGUUAGCUAGUGCUGCUGAUGAUGGAUAUGUAAGAGUAUGGGAGUUGUCUGUCGGUAGGUGCGCAUACAGCUGGGAUAUCGGUGAAGGUGAACCUGUUCACUCUCUUGAAUGGUGUCCUGACAAGGAAGUAUCUUUAUUAGUAGCGACAAGCGAGAAACAAGUCGCAGUCUUGUCACCACUUGCUAUUGUUACCCCAACUAUCGCUAAGAAUUCAUCGAAGCGUGCCGACUUCGCUUUCGCCAACCCACAAGCAGGUACUACCAAAAUACCUGAGAUCAAGUACACUCGUCCAAACGAGUCACAACGUGAGAAGGGUAUCCUUAUCAAGAUCGAAGUUCCAGGAACACCAAAGCAAACGGUAUGGCAUAGAAAAGGUGACUACUUUGCAACAGUUGCUUCAGAUGCUGGUAGCAAGUCGGUUUUGAUACAUCAACUUUCCAAGCAUCAAUCACAAGCACCAUUUAAGCGCAGCAAAGGUAGUGUUCAAAAAGUACAAUUCCAUCCAACAAGGCCGCAAUUCUUCCUCGUCACACAAAGAUACGUUAAGUUGUAUGAUCUAGUUCAACAAACACUUCUCAAGACGCUCUUACCUGGUUUAAGAUGGUUGUCUUCAAUUGACGUGCAUCCGUCUGGUGAUAACCUUAUCAUUGGUAGUUACGACAGGAAAGUCUGUUGGUUCGAUUUAGAUUUAGGUGACAAACCAUACAAGACUAUUCGUUAUCACAACAGAGCUGUCAGAGCUGUCAAGUACCACCCAACAUUGCCAUUAUUCGCAUCUAGCUCUGACGACGGUAGCGUACAAGUCUUCCAUGGUAGAGUGUACGAUGAUUUAUCAACAAAUGCUCUUAUCGUACCGCUUAAGGUGCUCAAAUAUCACACACUCUCAUCAGGAUUAGGUGUUUUAGAUCUUCAUUGGCAUCCAACUCAGCCAUUCCUCUUCAGUGCAGGAGCUGAUGGUGUCGUAAACUUCUACAGUCAUUAAUAGAAUUAAAUAUAUUUAUACAUUUCCG
Messenger RNA from Wallemia mellicola CBS 633.66, 2347 nucleotides. Its product is annotated as BOP1NT-domain-containing protein. Gene Ontology annotation, biological process: ribosome biogenesis; maturation of LSU-rRNA from tricistronic rRNA transcript (SSU-rRNA, 5.8S rRNA, LSU-rRNA). Gene Ontology annotation, molecular function: protein binding; ribonucleoprotein complex binding. NCBI's taxonomy places the organism in Eukaryota, Fungi, Basidiomycota, Wallemiomycetes, Wallemiales, Wallemiaceae. The record is from RefSeq and is a predicted model, not a curated record. Gene Ontology annotation, cellular component: PeBoW complex; preribosome, large subunit precursor. The transcript has 3 exons. Bases 7 to 2319 code for a protein of 770 amino acids.